Molecule: messenger RNA, 5417 nt
Organism: Austrofundulus limnaeus
Lineage: Eukaryota; Metazoa; Chordata; Actinopteri; Cyprinodontiformes; Rivulidae
Product: protocadherin-10
Exons: 5
Coding region: 584-3697 (1037 amino acids)
Biological process (GO): homophilic cell-cell adhesion
Cellular component (GO): plasma membrane
Molecular function (GO): calcium ion binding
Source: RefSeq, a predicted model, not a curated record
ACACUCGCCUUACAGAAGCCGAGAUGAGAACAUCAUCCGCUUUGAGCGCUUAKGCGCAGUGAUUACAUCCUCACAGAGAAAGAUAGAGAAAGUCCUGUUGUUCCGUGCGUCUGUUUAAAAGACAUGCCUUUUUUUUAUUUUGGCGGUGCGUAAAAGGAAGUUUUUGGUGCUGUUUUCGACUCAAGGGGAUUUUUAAAAAUUCUGUUUGGCUUUUUUUUCUUUUCUUUUUUUUUUUUUCUUUUUGAAGAAGAAGGACAAUCCGUGCUGCGCACAGGGAAUGCUGGCUCCGAGUCCUGGCUCCAGUCUGCAAUGUUUGCGCUGACGCCAAAACUCACAGACCGGUGCUGAAUUGAUUAAAACAGAGGGGCUCGGAUCAAAUGGCUGUGCAACUCACAACUCAAACGACACAAUAUUUCACUCGCCUGAGGCAGAGGGGAGGAUUUUUAGAAUCGGACAGCCUUGUUGCUGUGUGAGUUGCUGCCUUUUUACAGGCAAAGAAAAGUGGAAAUGCGCAUCUCUUAUAAGAUAAAGGAUUAACACUUUUUUUUUCGUUCUGAAGUGCACUUGGACCGUGGCAGGGGAGAUGAUUUGGUUAAUAUUCAUUCUUUUCAUCCUGAAUGGAGCUUUCUGUCAGCUUCACUACUCCGUGCCAGAGGAGCAGGAACCUGGCACUGUGGUUGGGAAUAUCGCAGAGGAUUUGGGGCUGGACAUUACUAAACUUUCCGCUCGGCGUUUCCAAACGGUGCCCAGUUCACGGACACCGUAUCUGGAGGUAAACUUAGAAAACGGUGCGCUUUUGGUGAAGGAGAAAAUUGACCGGGAAGAAAUCUGUAAGCAGACCAUCCCGUGCCUAUUGCACCUGGAGGUGUUUCUGGAAAACCCACUGGAGCUCUUUCGUGUGGAGAUCGAGGUGAUGGAUAUCAACGACAAUCCGCCCAGCUUCCCGGAGACCGACAUUUCUGUGGAAAUAUCCGAGAGCGCAAUUCCCGGGACGCGUUUCCCGGUGGAAAACGCCUUCGACCCGGACGUUGGCUCAAACGCGCUCAGCACAUAUGCCAUCACGAAUAAUAACUUUUUCUACCUUGAUGUGCAGACGCAGAGCGACGGGAACAAAUUCGCAGAGCUGGUGCUGGAGAAGCCGCUGGACAGGGAGCAGCAGGCGGUGCACCGCUAUGUGCUGACAGCUGUGGACGGGGGCAUCCCGCAGCGGACCGGGACGGCUCUCCUGGUUGUUAAAGUUCUGGACUCUAAUGACAACGCACCCACGUUUUACCAAUCUGUGUACACCGUUAACCUGAGAGAAAACUCACCCGUGGGCACUCUAGUUAUCCAGCUGAAUGCCACGGAUGUUGACGAGGGAUCAAAUGGGGAAAUCGUUUAUUCUUUCAGCAGCCACAACACUCCGCGGAUAAAAGACUUGUUCAACAUUGAUGCCAGAACCGGCAGGAUAGAGGUGGCAGGUGAGGUGGACUAUGAAGAGAGCAAUACGCACCAGAUUUAUGUUCAGGCUAAAGAUCUGGGAGCGAACGCCGUGCCAGCGCACUGCAAAGUGUUGGUCAAACUCUUGGAUGUGAAUGAUAACACGCCAGAGAUUGGUUUCAGCACCGUGACAGAGUCUGUGAGCGAGCAGGACGCCCCCGGCACCGUGAUCGCACUUUUCAGCGUCUCGGAUCGAGACUCCAGUGAGAACGGGCAGAUGAGCUGUGAGAUACUGGGUGACGUUCCUUUUAAGCUGAAAUCAUCUUUUAAAAACUACUACACCAUUGUGACAGACGGCUCAUUAGACAGAGAGAACACAGCUUCGUAUGAAAUCACUGUGGUGGCCAAAGAUAAAGGUAUGCCUUCACUUGCAACCAGCAAAUCCAUUACAGUGCACGUCUCCGACGAGAACGACAAUGCGCCCCGUUUUACGCAGGCUGUUUAUGAUGUGUAUGUGACUGAGAACAAUGUUCCUGGUGCUUUCAUUCACGCUGUGAGCGCUUUGGACCCUGAUAUAGGACAGAAUGCUUUAAUUACCUACUCCAUAUUGGAGUGUACGAUCCAGGCCAUGUCUGUGGACACAUAUGUUUCCAUAAACCAGGACACUGGAUACCUUUAUGCGCUGCGCUCUUUUGAUUACGAGCAGCUGAAGGAGUUCAGUUUCAUGGUCCAAGCUAAGGAUUCUGGUGCUGUGGAGCUCUUCUCUAAUGCCACUGUUAAUGUUAUCAUAGUCGACCAGAAUGAUAAUGCUCCCACUGUCAUAGCCCCCAUCGGGAAAAACGGCACAGCCAAAGAGCAUCUCCCGCGCUCUGCAGAGCCUGGAUUCCUGGUGACGCGCAUCACGGCCAUAGACGCGGAUGAUGGCGAAAACGCACGCCUGUCUUUCAGCAUCCAGCGUGGAAACGAGAUGGGGAUGUUCCGUAUGGACUGGAGAACUGGAGAGAUAAGGACUGCACGCAGGGUGUCUCCAAAGCGCGACACCCAGGGCUUUUACGACCUGCUGAUUGAAGUGAGGGACCAUGGGCAGCCCCCGCUCUCCUCCUCUGCCAGUGUGAGUGUAAUUUUAGUGGACAGUGUUGUAGACGGCCGCAGUGAGCGUGGAUCAGCCUCCAAGUCUAAGGAGACCUCCCUUGACCUCACCCUCAUUCUCAUUAUCGCCCUGGGCUCUGUUUCCUUCAUUUUCCUGCUGGCAAUGAUCGUGCUGGCAGUGCGCUGCCAAAAGGACAAAAAGCUCAACCUGUACACCUGCCUGCUGGCCGGUGACUGUUGUUUGUGCUGUGGYUCGUGCUGCAGCAGGCAAACUCGUGGCAGGAAGCAGAAGAAACUAAGUAAAUCUGACAUCAUGUUGGUUCAGAGCACCAAUGUGACAUCAGGAGUUGGGCCCGUGGGACAGGUGCCAGUGGAGGAGUCUGGGGUGGGAGGCGUGGGUGGUGGGUUCGGGUCCCACCACCACCAGAAUCAGAACUCCUACUGCUACCAAGUGUGUCUGACACCAGAGUCGGCCAAAACAGAUCUGAUGUUCCUCAAGCCUUGCAGCCCCUCCCGCAGCACUGACACAGAUCACACCAACCCCUGCGGAGCCAUUGUCACUGGUUUCAGUGACCAGACACCUGACAUCAUAUCCAAUGGCAGCAUUCUAUCCAGUGAGACAAAACACCAACGAGCAGAACUCAGCUAUCUGGUGGACAGACCAAGACGUGUCAACAGUUCAGCUUUUCAAGAAGCAGACCUCGUCAGCUCCAAAGACAGCGGUCACGGCGACAGCGAGCAGGGCGACAGCGACCACGAUGCCACAAACCGGGGUCAUUCAACCGGUGCUGACCUGUUCUCCAACUGCACAGAGGAAUGCAAGGCCCUGGGUCACUCCGACCGCUGCUGGAUGCCGUCCUUUGUGCCAUCAGAUGGGCGCCAGGGGCCGGACUACCGCAGCAAUCUGCACGUCCCCGGCAUGGAUGCCACACUGCCCGACACUGAGGUACCCUCCUCCGUCAACCUCUCCGACCAACUCACCAUGACCUCCUCUACCGCCUCGUCCAACGAUAGGUCAUUCUCCACUUUUGGCAAGGACGGCCAAAGAUCACAGUCACACCACAGCCUUCAAAAUCACCUCCAUCAGCAACAGCAGCAGUACAGCUCCAGCACGCUAGAGAGGAAAGAGUAUGAUAGGGGGACUCUACCGUACAAACCAACCUUUCUCUCCCGCAAAAGGAUUUGCUAGCUCAUUCCAUGUGGACCUGUCGGAGACAGCGUGAAUUUCUGUACUAGACCACCAACACUGACGCUAGAGAUGGCAAAAGAAAACUAAAGAAACACAACCUGGACAACAGCAACCUUGGUUAAACUUCAUUAUCUAGGGUGGCGAACUGUAACGAAGCCUUGGCAGUGGCUGCUGAGGGAGGGAAGGAGAAAUAAUUACCGAGUAGCUGUAAACCUCUAGAUACCCAAGGAGCAAUCCAAGGCUUAAUUUCUCUCAGCAGGACUGAGACCAGGGCCGAAGCUCUUGACCAUGUGAAGAAUAUAAUGGAAUCAAUUUACAGACAAAAGCGGAACUGAAAAAUUAGAGAGAUGCAAAGCAAGUGGAACAAAUGAACCUACAGAGGUGUUUUUAUUCUGACUGAGGGGUUAGCCUCUAGAAAAAUGUGUGUGCCUGUUUACAUCAAGAGAAAAAAAAAGACCUGUUGUUUCUGUACAAACUUCAACCAAUGUCUAUGGAACCCUUUAGCUAUUUCUAUGAUCACCACUAAGCCAGCUGUACAGAAACUGUUCGGAUGAAUAAAAUAAGACUGAUAGUCUGAGACUAAGUUACUGACAAAUAGAUGGAUGAAAGAGAGAGCGAGAGAGAGAAGGAAUUGUACAGGAAUAAUAAAACAAAAAGGAAACAAGGAUGUGAACAAGAGCUGAUGUGCAGUAAUUUAAAUUCUGUAUUGCCGGUUUUUUGACUUGACUGUCUUUAUAUAACUUCUCUUUAUUUUUUGUUUCUGUUGUUAUUUUCUGUGUGAUUAAAGUGUGCAAACUCAACAAAUUGUCAAACUCACAGUUACAGAAAUGAACGUUUGGUCCAAAGUCAGGUUCACUCCUCUUUUUGAGCUAAGCCACUUCAGGAAGGAGAUUUGGACAAAUCACUGUGUAGAAGAAUCCCAUGUUUGAGUCUAUAAAUAAAACAUCAGAAAUGAAUGUUCACAUUUUUAAAAUCACUUAUUUAUAUUUCGUGAGGUCCUUCCUGAGCUGACUGCACUGAAAGUGAAUUGACCCAUUCCUGAAAUUUGGCUCCAAUGAUGCCAUUGGCCUAUUUACAUAAACAAUCAAACACACUAUGUGGUUUUAUCAUGUGUGCAAAGUGUUUACUGUGCUAUUUUAAAAGCGUAUAAAUGAAUAUAAAUCUAUAUAUAUAUAUAUACAUAUCUAUAUAUAUAUACAAUAUACUUUUUUUCUGAAAACUGUGUAACCAUGAUUAUUAUUAUUUUCAUUUUAUUUUUCACACAUUAUUAUGUCUUUCAGUCUAACAAUACCAAGUGCUACAAAAUCAAGCUUAAUUUCGAGGAGCCUAAAAAACAAACAAAAAAAUGCCAGCAGCAAUUAAGUUGACAUUUUCAUUUGAUUGUUACUUUUCACUGUUUACAUUUGCUAGGCCUUGUUGUGUGCUGCAAAGACACCAUUGGAGUUGUUCUGACCUACUGUGUAUUUUUCCUAGCAGAACAUAUGAUUUUGUACAGGAUGCAGGGGGAUAUCACAAUCCAGUAAGAUAUCAAAAGUUUAACAAUCAUACUAGAAAAGCAUACACAAACAGGUACAGAAAGAUGUAAACCUGUAACACAUGUUGACAAGUGUUGCACACACAGGCGCGCGCGCACACACACACACACACACACACACACACACACACACACACGCACACACACAUGUCAAAUGGUGGUAAAUAAACAGUGUCAUUGAAGUUC